Lates calcarifer (barramundi perch) is the source of this 3799-nucleotide messenger RNA. It is a transcript of the gene slc7a14b, whose product is annotated as solute carrier family 7 member 14b. Gene Ontology annotation, cellular component: plasma membrane. The record is from RefSeq and is a predicted model, not a curated record. Bases 455 to 2740 code for a protein of 761 amino acids. NCBI's taxonomy places the organism in Eukaryota, Metazoa, Chordata, Actinopteri, Centropomidae. Gene Ontology annotation, biological process: amino acid transport; transmembrane transport. The transcript has 9 exons. Gene Ontology annotation, molecular function: amino acid transmembrane transporter activity.
UCAUCAGAUUCGGGCUCAUUAAAUAAACAAUAAUUACACUGUAAUCUAAUUAACUUGGUGUUUAAUUUAGAUUAUCAUCAGAGAGAUCAUCUGUCCUUCAAUGCUCAGUCUGUUCCUGUAAAUAAAUCAACAUGGCUGAGGAGAUUUAAAGGUGCUGUGCAUGAAACUAUAACAGCUGCUGCACUUGUAUAUGUCAACAGGUCUGUCUCCAUGGCAACCGGGCAUCCACCAUCCACUGAUGAAGACCAUGACACAGCUAAAAGCUCUGGUAGAAACAUGGUCUCCACAGGACGAGGACUCACAGGAGAGGGAGCACACAGCAGUUUGUCUCCAUCUGGAUUUUUGGCUGAGACACAGGAAGAGGACGGCUGAUGAGGAGGAUGACAGAAGGAGCGACAGGAGAAAGGAAGGCGGAGUAAGAAACAUUAACUUGAACAGGUGAUAACCAGGUGUGAUGGCGGCGUGGCUCGGCCGGGUGUCUCUGGGCGACGCCUGGUACAACAUGUACUCCCGCCUGCUGCGAACCAAACCCGUGGGCUCCAUGGCCCACGGCUCCGACGACCUCACCGAGCUCGGGGAGGGGUCGGCGGUCGGGCUGGCCAAGGUCCUGACCACCGUGGACCUGGUGUCGCUCGGCGUGGGCAGCUGCGUCGGCACGGGGAUGUACGUGGUCGCUGGGCUGGUUGCCAAGGCCAUGGCCGGGCCAGGGGUCAUCCUGUCGUUCAUCAUCGCGGCGGUGGCCUCCAUACUGUCAGGUGUGUGUUAUGCAGAGUUUGGAGUCCGGGUCCCGAAAACGACCGGCUCGGCCUACACCUACAGCUACGUGACGGUCGGGGAGUUCGUGGCGUUCUUCAUCGGCUGGAACUUGAUCCUGGAGUACCUGAUCGGCACGGCGGCGGGGGCCUCCGCUCUCAGCAGCAUGUUCGACUCUCUGGCCAAUCACAGCAUCAGUAACUACAUGAUCACACACCUGGGCACGCUCAGAGGACUCGGUAAAGGUGAGGACACGUACCCGGACCUGCUGGCCCUCUUCAUCGCCCUCCUGGUGACAGCAAUCAUCGCCCUCGGCGUGCGCAACUCAGUGGGCUUCAACAACGUCCUCAACGUGGUCAACCUGGUGGUCUGGGUCUUCAUGAUCAUCGCGGGACUCUUCUUCCUCUCUGCCAGCAACUGGGAGAGCGGGAAGUUCCUGCCUUACGGCUGGUCAGGGGUGAUGCAGGGUGCAGCGACCUGUUUCUACGCCUUCAUUGGCUUCGACAUCAUCGCAACGACGGGAGAGGAGGCGAAAAACCCCAACACCUCCAUCCCCUACGCCAUCACCGCCUCACUGGUCACCUGCCUCACCGCCUACGUGUCGGUGAGUGUGAUCCUGACUCUCAUGGUUCCCUACGACCUGAUCGACGGCUCGGCUCCUCUCAUGGAGAUGUUUGCGGUGCACGGCUUCCUGUGGGGGAAGUACACCGUGGCUGUGGGCUCCAUCGCCGGGCUCACCGUCUCCCUGCUGGGCUCCUUGUUCCCCAUGCCCCGGGUGAUCUACGCCAUGGCCCGGGACGGACUGCUGUUCAGGUUCCUGUCACACGUGUCUGCGCUCACACACACUCCCACGGUGGCGUGUGUGGUGUCGGGGAGCUUCGCCGCCCUCCUCGCUCUGCUGGUGAGCCUCAGGGACCUGAUCGAGAUGAUGUCCAUCGGCACCCUGCUGGCCUACACCCUGGUGAGCGUGUGUGUGCUCCUGCUGCGCUACCAGCCCGACGAACAAGUCGACACGCACCACUUUAACUCUGGGGAGGACGUGGACGGCCUGAAGCACCUGGAGGACGGCGCCGCGCCCACAAAAGACGACCAGAUGCUGAUCGAAGGCUCGGGCGGUGAUGGGUCUUCAUCCUACCACGCUGGAGGGACUGAAGGAGAAGGAGACGACUCUGAUUUCCACACAGGCCACGCCUCGUUGUUGAAAAGGCUUCUGGGAGGUCAUUACUACACCCUGAGGCUGCGCCUGGGAAUGCCCGACGCGUCAGCCCGGCCCACGCCCGCCACAGGCCGCAUAGUGACCCGAUGCACCCUGCUCCUCUUCCUCAUGUCCUUCCUCCUCUGGUCCACCGUCAUAUUUGGCGUGGAGCAGGGAACCGGGGCCGGGGCGGUGUUUUCAGGGCUGAUGGCCACGAUGAUGGCGGUUUCCAUGGCAAAGCUUUUAAUAAUGAUCUUACAGCAGCCAGAGAGCACACGGGUCCUGCCCUACAUGGCGCCCUGUGUGCCCUUUGUCCCUGCAGCGGCCAUAUUGGUCAACAGCUACCUCAUGCUCAAACUGUCUCCUCUCACCUGGGCCAGGUUCACCAUCUGGUGCCUCAUAGGCCUCCUGAUCUACAGCUGUUAUGGAGUGUGGCACAGCACGCUGGAGCUCAACGCCCGCGAGCAGCAGGCGCACGCCAGCUCCUACCAGCGCUUCGACGACCACCUGGACGACACCUUCUCCCCCGACGGCGACGACCUUUACCCCCAGGAGCAGGACGAGAGACCCUACCAGGGCUGGUCCGCCCCGGAGGAGAGGGGGUGCCACUACCAGCAGCACAACCAGGACCAGGAGGAGAGCCAGUAUGAGGACCAGGAGGAGGGGGAGUAUGAGGAUAGUGGGGACCAGUAUGGGUACCAGUCUGGACCGGGAGGGCAGUACACGAGCAGAGGGGGCAGGUCCAAGGGGAGGACCAAUCACGGCUUUGAUGCAGGUGAAGAGGAGGACUGAGUACAGGAAGUUACAUCACAGAAAACUGAGCUGGACUCAUUUCUGCUGCUCGUACGACAUGAAGUCUAAUCUCCCUCUUUAAGUUGAUACUUGAAACUUGAAGUGAACUCUGUGUGUUUGGACGUCGGAGCGGAGACGACGGGCACCUCCCAUCACUGAAUGAGGCCACAGCAGCUGCAGAGGCUUCACUGAACUCUGGUGUCUUCAACAUUCACACCAACGACCCGACAGCAGCAUCAACGCCGAGUCCUGGUUCCUGACUCCAGCCCCAGUCACUGAGAGACGUCGCAAUACAAAACUUCCCUUUGCAAAGUGGCGAUUUAGCGCCCUACACAUUUUAAAACACUCCUCUUAUUGGCCUGUUUGGAAAUCCAUCUCUCAAAGAUCUAAAACCCGGCUCACCAUCUUUACACCGCUCCAGUUCUGCUGUUGGCCUCUGAUGAAGUGUAGAAGUCGUCUUAUUCUUAGGACGAUCAUAGAAGUUUGUUUGUUCUGGGUUUGUGAAGCUGUGUAUCUGAGCAGAUGCUGUGGCAGAAACGCCUCCACAAACAGAUUCACUCUGGACGCAGAAAUACUCUCAUUGGUCGAGUUAAACUUCAGGAGGAUUACUGUUACUAAUCACAUUACUUCUGCUUCUAAACAGUCUUCUUUGCAGGUAAAGAAACUCUUUUUGUCUCGUGACCCUGAACGCCUCGCGGUGAUUUUGCUGUUCCUCUCGUUUUGUGUUUGUGCUUUGUUUCCAGUGGCGAUGACUUUCUGAAACCUCGUCUGGGUGAGUGUUGUAUUUGUUCGUGCUGCAGGAAUAAAUGAAACGAUUUAUCCUGAGACUUCAUCUGCAGAAAUGAUUCUAAACUUUGAACAACUGCUACAGAGUGAAAACACACUGCUGCUGAUGAUGAUGAUGUGAAUAUGAUGAGUUUCUUUAUUUAAAAUUGCAAAAACAUUGCAUGGAUAAAAUGAAAUGUCAGGGAAAGGUUCAGAAACACGUUCAUGCUAUUUAAAGUAUAAAAGCUGCAUGAAGGAGACAGAAAGGAAACAACACCAUGAAACAAAAGUUAA